CGGCCGCGCGUUUAUGUCCCCGUGUGUCUAAUCUACCGAUAUAAAGACAAUAAUCAUCAAUCAAACCUUUACUUGUGAGUGUAGUGACGUAUUCUGUAGUGUUUUCUGGUUUGAACUGGUGCGAACGAGCGCAAUCCGGCUGUAUCCAGUAAUAACUAGUCGCAAGCCGAGACGGAGCAUGGGCGGAGAUGGCACGCCAUGAGAUGGCGGGGCUCGUGCUCGCAACAGCUCUUUCCGCCUUGCUCGCGGUCGUCUCUACGCAUGCACCUACUCUAGAACCUGUCCUUUUUGAAGCUGCUUUUCAAGGUCGAUGUGGUGACGGCAGCCCGUGCGAGCAGCUGUGUAGAGAGCUCCACGAUGGCACCUUCGAGUGUGGCUGUGGCCCAGGCUUUAUUCUCCACGUCAAUGGAUACGGCUGUUUGGAAAUCAACGCAACAAAAUCAACAGCUGCACCAACAGAUACUCACGAAGAUGUCCUCUAUUCAAAAGACGUUUCCUUCUCUGCUGAGCUCGAGGUAGCUCCAGCGAAUAGGAUAAGCAUUCACACUACAACAACUCCUAAAGAUUAUACAUACACAGGAGAGAAGACCAAACAACUAGAUGGCUUAAGAAGUCUCAUUGAAGAUGGAGUUAGUGAAGUUGAUUUGAAUAUCAUUAGCGAAAGGGAAGAAAAUAAAGUAACUACUUUAGGACCAAGCUUAGAACAGAAAGUCCCUGGCGGAACAUCGUCUCCUGCACGCACCACUGCUGGAGAGAUCUGCUCGUGCGAUCCUUGUGUUGAAGCUAAGUGCACCUGCGCCCACAGAAAAUGUAAACCUGAUUCAAAAAUAAAUACGCCCCGUUUCUCCGGUUCGUCAUGGAUAGCGCUUCAUGCAUUGCGUGGCGCUUACAAGAGAGUUCGAUUAAGACUCCGGGUACGACCAGAGAGGAGCAGGGGAGUGCUACUGCUAACCGGGGAACAUGACGACCUUUCUGGAGACUACCUCGCUUUGAUACUGAGGAAUGGACACGUAGAGUUAAGGUUUGACUGCGGCAGUGGUGCGGGGGUGCUGCGAUCCCCUGAACCAAUCAGGCUGGGGAGAUGGAACACCAUAUCAGUGUACAGACACCGCUGGGAUGCCUGGUUGAGGCUCAACACUGGCAAACGAGUAAGAGGCCGCUCAAAGGGAUUGUUCUCCCGCAUGACGUUCCGAGAGCCCGUGUGGGUUGGAGGUGGCGGGAACACGACGGGUCUGCAGAGUAAGCUGGGGCUGUCUGAAGGUCUACUUGGAUGUGUUGACUUCCUCAGGAUUAAUGGAGACACCUACCAGCUUGUGAAGGAUGCUGUGUCUACUCUCGAUAUAAGUGAAUGUGCACCAACAUUAGCCCCUUGGAAACCAAGAAAUGAAGUCACCAGUGAAGCGAUACCUCAUAACGAUAUAGACCAUGCAAUUUACGAUAUAAACGAUAUAGUACACUUUGAAGACAAUGAUAUCGUAAUGAGAGACGUUACAGAUCAGAAUCAGAUCGAUAACUCAUUAAAAUUCAAUGAUUUCAACAAAAUAUAUUACGGUAAUGUAAAAAAAGAAGAGGAUGAUGUUAAUGAUAUAAAUAAUGAUGUGAAACGUGAAGAGGUUAAGGAGAUUAAAGAUAAUUGCGAUUGCCAGCAUGGAGGAGGCUGUGUCGAAGGAGUAUGUCUAUGUCCACUUGGGUACGCGGGCAAGAAAUGUGAAAUCACAUUAGACUUAAAGGUUCCCAAGUUCAAUGGAUCGUCAUAUCUAAGAUUACCAGGUCUAGGAAAUACAGCCCAGUCAUGGUUGGACAUACAGAUAACAAUGAAACCCUCAAACGGCGACGGAUUACUUCUCUACGAUGCUGAACAGAGGACUGAUGAAGGUGACUUCUUCUCUCUGCAUUUGAGAGACUACUUCGUAGAGUUCGCUUUCGACCUGGGCUCAGGAAUUGCUCUCGUCAGAUCAGCAUACCCUCUGAAGCAGAACGAAUGGCAUCACAUAACAGUCAUCAGAUCAGGUCGUCGCGCCUCAUUACGAGUGAAGCAGCAGUCUGACACGACAUACGAUAAGACACACGAGACGACACGAUCCGUGACGUCCAAAGGAGCGGCUCGGUAUCUGCAACUGCAUCAGCCGAUGAUGUUGGGUGGAGCACCCAGUCCUUUACCAGCAAGAUUAGCUUUGAAGUCCUCGUUUAGUGGAUGUGUUAGUCAGUUAAUAAUCAACGAUGCAGAAUUGUCUGUAGUGUCGUCUGCUCUGGGCGGAGUGAAUGUUGACAAUUGUGAGGAGAUACACAAUACUACGUGCAGAGACUCGCUUUGCAUUGAAAAGCUCCAACCCAUCUCAUUCUACCCUCAAAACAUAUCAGAAAACGAAAUACACCACUCUAUAGUAGCGAAGAAGGGCUUAAAACUGAAAUACCACAAAACGAAAUCGAAGAAGCACAUAGAAAAGUACAAGAGGAAAAAGUUGAAUAAGAAAUUCGAUUAUUUACGAAGCAAUGAAGUGAUAACUGAAGGCCCAUACGAUGGACAAACAUAUAUGCAAGUUAAAUAUUUAAAUAGUAACGAAAUAAACUGGGUGGAUACGAAUACAUACCCCAGUUUCAGUGGGGUUGAUAGCUUUAUACAUAUAGAUGAUGAAGAAACGAUGAAAAGGUUACUAAGCUACACACUAGAUAUAAACAUCAGGUUUCGAUCGGUAUCACCGGAUGGCCUGCUGGUUUGGAGCGGCAGAGCACCAAUGGCUACAAAAACUGAUUUCCUUUCGCUGGCUGUUGAGAAUUCGGUUUUAGUUUUUAGAUAUGACUUGGGAAGUGGAGAAGUGGUUAUCAUCGCAAACCAUACUAAAGUCGAUGAUGGCUUGUGGCACCGUGCAAGAGCUACAAGGAACAGACAAGCAGGAGUACUAGAAGUAGAUGGACUGGGUUCUGUGGGUAAAGUUUCACCCGGUAAACUAAAACAACUUAACACCGAAAAUGGCCUUUAUAUAGGUGGACUUCCAUCAAUAGAAAUAAACACAAGAGGGAAGUACAAAAGCGGUUUAACCGGAUGCGUUUCGCAGAUAUCACUCAGCGGUGAUUUCGAUAUCCCCCUAUCAUUAUCGAAAUUACCCCACACGAUCACGAACAACGUAGGCAGAUGUGCGCCAUAAGAGUAAUGUUACAUUUAAAUGAAUUUUUGUAUUCAUUUAAAUGUGUUUUAUACUAUUCCCUUAAUUUGCGUUUUCUCUAAGUUGUCUUGAUUUACUAUCGACAAAAAGUGAAGUAACACUUGAUGUUGUCAGUAUAUUGAUUCAUUGGAAUUUGAUAAUUUGGGUUCCAUGUUAAGAAAGGCAAUUUAUACCAUAGUUACGAGUUGAAUAGCAAAUACAGUAAAUUAAUAAUAAAUUCAUCAAUAAAAAUGAUAUAAUUUUAUGCAGAUAAUCUUCUACCUAAAAAAUAAAUAAAACACUGAAAUUUCUCAAUUUUUUUUGUGAAAAACCUUAUCAGCAGGAUAAGUUUGUAACAAACGACCACCAUGAUAAUUUUCUUUGUCCGAUUAUUCCGUUAAUGCAUAUCUAUUUUUUUUUCAUUGGUUCAUACGAAUACAUAGGAAACUUCAAAAGUGUGUACAGACCUUAGAUUUGCAUCACUCAUGUGACUCCUCUGGUGUUACAAGAGAAUGUUAAAGGCGGUGAUCACUUACCAUUGGGUUUCAGGUGAUUCGUACGCGUUGUUGAUCUCUCAAUCCUAUAAAAAAAUGGACAGGUUUUUUAAGCGUGAAACUCGUAAAAGUGGUACAAAAACACCGUAAGUACAUAUCAAUUAACGAUUGAAGGCAAUAAGUGUUUUACUUUCAACUACAGAUCCCAUCUAGUCAAUUUAGAAUAAGUACUUUUCAUUCCAUGGACUCCAAGUACGAGGAUAUUAAUUUGGUUUUAAAUUACCUAGUUUAUUAUGUUUAUAAAUUUUCAUUAAGUUAAUUGUUAUUUUUUUUUAAUUCGUAUUUCAGUAUAAAUAAGAUGCUUAAUAUCUCAGAAAUUUGAAAUAACAUUUACAUCGUAAUAUUUUUGAGUAAAUGAGCACAUUUACAAAUUACCCCAUUAAACAUUAACUAGAUUUCAUAUGUUUUCAAGGGAAACUAAUGGUACAUAUUUUUACCUUUAUUUCAAUUACCGUAUUUUUAAAACAUGUUAUUUUAUGAUAACGUUUUAAAAAGCUAUUUAUAACAUUGUAGAAUCAGGGUUUUGGUGGUCUCUAGAAUGUUAUAACUAUUGCUUUGUUUUGCCCCAUAGAUACGAAAACAUUGCUGCCAUUAAUGCUUGUACUUUUACUUAUAUAAAAUAACUCGUACUUUGAAGCUUCCAAGAUUACACAAAAAUUGCAUUUCUUGUAUAUUCUUAACUUUAUUUCAUCCCUAUCAUAACUUUUCGAAGUGCUUUACUAUGUAGAAGAUAUGAAAAUAUUUGUAUUAAAUACCUAGUUGUAAUGUGAUUUGCACGCGAUUUUCUUUUACUGAAUAGUCAUAGUAAAUUUUUGUCGUUACCUUAUUUUUUAAUUCUCUGUAUUCGAUGACACCGCUCAAGGUCCGUGCAGAAGACUACGAGUUCGGGUUUUGCUGUUAUAUACUUAGUGAAUCUGUCAGGUCGUAUUCCAGAACUUUAUAUUAUGUCCUUACGCAUUUAAUAAAUCUUAGUGAACAAAUUAUAGACAAUGUAAUAAAUAGUAAAGUGAUAAAUAGCAUUUGUAUUACAUUUUUGAAUUGAAUGAGAAUGAAUGUGUAGCUUAAAUAAUAUUUAUUUAUAUAGAUUAUCCAUAGAUAAUGUCAUAACAUAAAUAAUCAUCAAUACACAAAUAAAAUUUGGAAAAUAAAAUAAAAAACGACUUCCGGCGUUCCGUGCCAGUGCUCUAACCAACUGAUCAGUUCAUAAUAUUUUGUUUUUCAAAUUUUACUUGUGUAUUAAUCCUAGAAGUGAGGGUUAUCAAUUUAAAAACAUAACAUAUUAAUCAUCAAUACUUAAAAAUAACGUUAUUUUUACUUUAAAUCAAAACUGAUAAUUCUCUGUUAUUUGUAUUCGGUGUUCUUUGCAAACUUUAAAACAUUUUUAUGCGUUUGUGUGAGCGUGCGCGCAAGAUCGGUAAUACUACUCACACGCUUGCUAUGAAAUUUUAAAAAGCAGCUUAUCCUACGAUAUUAUAUUUAAAGAAUGUACUUGGCUACAUGCAUACAUAACUUAUCGUAAAAAUUAUGUAUGAUUAUCGAACAUAAAAUAUCAUUCAAUCUUUGCCUUGAAUUUAUAAUGUGAAUCAGAUGUAUAGCUCAAUUGAAUUUGUUUUGUUACAUCCGUUCGUAAUACCAAAUACAAUAACGAUCUAAUACAAAUCCAACACCUACUCCUCAUCAAAUAAUAAAAAAAAUUCAAAAUCAUGAGCAACUAGAUUAGAAGCAAAGUAAUUAUUUACACGAAGUUUUAUUUAAUUAUAAUAAUUGUAACAACACGAAUUUUACUUAAUAAUUGUUUUUAGCUUUAUUUACUUGACUAUAGUGUCUAAACUCGUUUAGUAGCCCACUUAGAUACAGACCAGCAGGGCACCUCGUACCACAAAGCAAUUUCGAUUAUUGAGCGACAGUCGCUAUGCCGCGCUUCAUAAUUUUUAUCAGCUUUCCGCGCACAGACUGUAGUUAACGCCGCAGUCGCUUAUGAGGCGUUUUUGUAAUAUUACAGCUCGAUUUAUACCUAUUUCCCGCUUAUAAUAUGAUAAAUAUCCCCUAUUGGGAUCUACUUAAUUAACACCAAUGAUUUUGUCAAUUAAAAAACUCCACAGGGUUUAAUGUUCUGGAGAUACAUAUCUAAGCAAUUGUUUUUUUUUCUUGCAAUAAUAUUUUAACAUGUUGGCUAAGCAUGUUUCCCGUAUGCCUUGAUAAAUUAACUGGCCAUUUGAAUAAAUUAUUUGAAUGUUUGGCAAACGUGAAGAUAAAUACAGCUCCUCAUGUAAGCUUGAUUAGAUCAAAAUAUAAUAAUUAUAAUUACUGGCAGCAUUUAAAAGUAAAAUGAACCCUAAGGUAACCCCUAAAUUGCAUAAGUGUGGUAGAAGCUUUAUGUUUAAUGUUGCCAUUCCUUAAAAUUAAUACUAUCCCCACAAAAUUUAAUUGAUAUUCCUUAAUAAAAACGACCAAAAUAACAGGCGCUGAGUUGUUAUUCAGAUAUUUUAUUAAAUAUAUUCAAAUAAAUAACCAAAUAUUAAAUCUAGUACGUUUGUUUAAUACUAUAUUGUAGAAACCAUAAAGAUUAUUUAAGGUAUAUUGAGUUUUAAAUAUUGAAGAAAUAUGUUCUGCGCACUAGAGAAGAUAAGAAGAGAAGAAGUCACCUAGAUAGUUUGUAACACAAGCUGCGGCUAGCUGUAGUCAACUCAUUUAGUCUAUGUUAAGCGUUUAUAGCAAUAACACGCGUCUGAGUGUUGUUUUAAUAACACUUAAAAAAAAAAGUAGUGCUUUUCACCACUACGUUGAACUCUUUAUUUGUAAAUAUCUACACUUAAUUUUCUUUUAUUUUGUUAGAAAAAUAGUUACUAGUGACGACAUGUCAUCUCGUUGAAAACUGGCAACUAAUAUCUUAUGAACAUAGAUACUUUUACCGGCUAGAUAGAGCCUCUUGCUCUUAGAAAACCGAUGAAAACAGGCCAGGCUUAUUACUUUAGUGUACGUGAAGCUACGUCUUACACUCGCGAUUUGUAUGUCACUUUGUGUUAUUCCUCAUUUUUUUUAAUUUAAUUAUAGAUUAAAAAUGUUGAAUGAAUGUGAAUGUCAAAUUGCUUGAUCCGAUGUAAUCACGUCGCGCCCUUUAAUUUGUUCGCUUGUACGCUGUAGCUUCUCUAGUACGUAAUACAUAUUACUUCAAUAGUUUUAAAUGGUUUUAUUUAUGUAGAUAAAUAGAAGGCGUUAUUGAAGUAAUGCCAUAUGAAAUAAAAAAAUAAUCAAUAAAUCACAGUAAUGCUAUCUCUUGCCUGAGUUACAUUGAAAUGAUGAAAUAAGUAAAUUUUUAACACAAAUAUAUAACGUUGAGACUUUAUUGUAAUAAGUGAAAAAAAAAUUUUUUAAUGCAAUGAAACUUUUCUAAUUUAAUUCACUAGCUUAAAAGCCUUACUAAAUAUUUUAAAAAUGAGAAAGCUAAGAACUCUACUUUUACUCGUAAAUAAAUUGAUUCCUGUAACUUGGGUCUUAGUCCCUAAAAUUGUGAGGUAAUAUUACAUUUGAUUUAUAUUAUUAAUGUAGCCACCGUCCAAUAUAGCAAGUAUGGAACAUUUCGUUGUCUUUACGCAGCGAUUCACCGAUAUUUGAUAUGAGUUUGGGCUCAUGAGAAAAUUUACAGCAGCAAAAUUCUAACUAAAUGGGUUUGAAUUUAUUUAUACAGUCAAGAUAUACUUACAAAAAUAUUUAUUAUUUAGCUGUAAAUCAUGGGUUAUAUAAAACAGAUGCGUAUUGCACAUAGUGCCGGAUUUACCACGUAGCAAGAGUAGCAAUUGUUACGGGCCCCGCGGGAAAGGGGCCCCCGCAUAUUAAACCUACUGAUCUCUGCCUAAACGUAUUUUUGUGACACUUAUAAGAUAUAGUAUAUUGAAUUUACUUGAUGUCACUAUAACGAGAAACGUCACAACUUUUCCUACUAAGACACCUACUAAUCCUCGUCAGACACUCAGUAACCGACAUUUUUCCAAAUUCCAAUAUAGAUCCCUUUGAAAACAAUUAGCUACGGGCCACGCACUUGCUUAAUCCGGCAAUUAUUGCACCCAUCAAUAAAUUUUUACUUAUCGAUUUCUAGAAGAAUGAAGCGCGUGCGUAAGCGUUUUUUGCAAUGGAGGCAGCGAGAUUUUGACAUUAGCAUAGUCGAUAUGAACUGAUGGUUUUUAUGACACAUUAUAUCUUCACUGAGAGUGUGCUAGUAUUUUUUUAGACAUAAUAAAUUGAAAUCUAGAGAAUCGUUUGGGCUUACCCUGGCCUUUGGUUCUUUUGUUGCAAAUUAUCUUAAUGUCGUACUAUGCAAUGUAUGCUCCACUAUUCAGAGGCCCACGUAUCUAGUCUUAUCCGUAACAGUUCUUAAAUGCUUAUUCAACAUCAAUGUAACUCGGGCAUAAAGCGGGUACUUCUUAAUUAGCUUGGUAGAGUUAGUUUUGUAUGUGAACUUGUCCGAUGUAUUAUACGCCGUUAUUUGUACAAAAUAUAUCACUAAAUAUAA
Messenger RNA from Leptidea sinapis, 8207 nucleotides. Its product is annotated as pikachurin-like. The record is from RefSeq and is a predicted model, not a curated record. The transcript has 18 exons. Lineage: Eukaryota; Metazoa; Arthropoda; Insecta; Lepidoptera; Pieridae. The coding region runs from base 189 to 3146 and encodes 985 amino acids.